AUGUGGCCCCUGUUGGUGCUGCUGCUGCUGGGCUCAGCGAGCCGCGGUUCAGCUCAGCUAAUAUUUAAUAUAACCAAAUUUGUAGACUACACCACUUGCAAUCAAACUGUUGUAAUUCCAUGUAUCGUUAAUAAUGUGGAGGCAAAGAGCCUGAGAGAAAUGUUUGUAAAGUGGAAGUUCAGAGACAUAAACUUUUUCUCCUAUAAUGGAGAGAAAAAUGAAUCCAAGCCCAUCAAUAGCACCUUCUCAAGUGCAUACAUCGUUCCAGAAGCACUACUAAGUGGCAUUGCCUCUUUGAAGAUGGACAAGUCCCAAGCUGUCCCAGGAAACUACACAUGUGAAGUAACAGAAUUAACUAGAGAAGGCGAAACCACCAUAGAACUAAAAUAUCGUGUUGUUUCAUGGUUUUCUCCAAAUGAAAAUAUCCUUAUUGUUAUUUUCCCAAUGUUGGCUGUGCUUCUGUUCUGGGGACAGUUUGGUAUUGUGACACUUAAAUAUAAUGCCAGUGUUACGAAGGAGAAAACCAUUCUUUUAUUUGUGGCUGGACUAGUGCUGACUACAUUUGUCAUUGUUGGAGCCAUCCUCUUCGUCCCAGGUGAAUAUUCAACAAAGAGGGCCAGUGGACUUGGUUUAAUUGUAGUUCCUACAGUGAUAUUAAUAUUACUUCAGUACUCUGUAUUUAUGAUAGCUCCAGCUAUUGGGAUGUCCUCGUUCAGCAUCACCAUAUUGAUCCUUCAGGUGCUGGGCUUUGUGCUCUCUGUGGUCGGACUAAGCCUCUGUGUCUCAGAGUGCACACCAAUGCAUGGUCCUCUUCUGAUUUCAGGUUUGGGAAUUAUAGCUUUAGCAGAAUUACUUGGAUUAGUUUAUAUGAAAUUUGUUGCUUCCAAUCAGAGGGCUAUUCAGCCUCCUAGGAAUAACUGA
Molecule: messenger RNA, 921 nt
Organism: Pipistrellus nathusii (Nathusius's pipistrelle)
Lineage: Eukaryota; Metazoa; Chordata; Mammalia; Chiroptera; Vespertilionidae
Source: the annotation of a GenBank genome assembly